Messenger RNA from Paramecium octaurelia, 718 nucleotides. Lineage: Eukaryota; Ciliophora; Oligohymenophorea; Peniculida; Parameciidae. The record is from the annotation of a GenBank genome assembly.
AUGAAGAAGAAGAAUUCGAGCUCAUCCGAUAUGCUAGAGUAGAUUAUUAAAUAAUAAGGCAUUCAGCUGGUGACAUCAGUAGUCCAAUGCUUUCUCCUCGCAGACAUAGAUAGAAAGGCAACGAGACUUUCAAUUUUAUGCUCCGAGUGGUCAAUUCUUCGUUUGUGUUCAGCUUAUUGACUCUACCCUUUUAUUUCUAAAUGAUUGGAAUAAUAUUCGGAGUGUUUGGUUGCUUGUUUUUCUUUAUUUUGAGUUUCUUCUAAUCUUUACUUCUAUUGGAUCUGAAGUACUAUGCUCGAUCCAAGAAGAAGCAAGGAACUCUAACAAAGUUAUUUGAACUAUUUCAAAUGCCCAAGUACUCAGCUGAUAUAUAUCGUGGCAUCAUGAUAUUCAACGCAUAUCUAUACAUAGUCCUACUGAUGAGUGUAUUUCAGUCUUCCAUAUAAUCAUUAAUAUAUAUGAUGGCCAAUAAUAAUAUUAAAGACCAGGUAAAUAUGAUCAAAUAUUCAAGUGGGCCCAAUCAUUAGCAUCACAGCAGUUCAUAUAAUUCAUAGGUAGUCUAUUGAUGAUUCCAUUUUUUGUUAAAUGGAAAUACCCAGUUUACAUAGUUGCCAUUGCUAGGAUUUUGGGUGUCUUUUCUAUCUUCUUUAUUAUCAUAGCUUCAUUCGACCUUACACAUGCAAUAAACAACACUCUCUACCCUUCGANGUAUUUAUGA